Suillus bovinus is the source of this 219-nucleotide messenger RNA. RefSeq lists its product as uncharacterized. Bases 1 to 219 code for a protein of 72 amino acids. NCBI's taxonomy places the organism in Eukaryota, Fungi, Basidiomycota, Agaricomycetes, Boletales, Suillaceae. The record is from RefSeq and is a predicted model, not a curated record. The transcript has 2 exons.
AUGUUCACUUCCCGCUUCACAAUUCUUGCGCUACUUGCCUUCCUCGCCGGUGCCAAUGUGGGGUGUGCAACGUGCCAAGAAACAUUGGAGGUCAAUGGUGUAGCGACCUACGAGCUAGUCAGCAGCUAUGUUAAGUCUGACAAUGGGUUCACAGAGUGCAGCUACGUGGAUAAGAAGGGCGACGAGGUGGCCUGCGAGUAUACGGUACGUGACGCGUGA